This is a messenger RNA of Symbiodinium pilosum, 1086 nucleotides long. Lineage: Eukaryota; Dinophyceae; Suessiales; Symbiodiniaceae. The record is from the annotation of a GenBank genome assembly.
AUGAAUGGAUAUUCGGGGACGAUGUCGUCGGACAAGGUGAGAGUUGGCAUCCUGAGCACAGCUGCCAUUGUGGGCAAGGUUUUGCCUGGCCUCAAGCAUGGCAUGGAGGUUGUGGGAGUUGCUUCGCGCGAUCGCCAGAAAGCUCAGGACUUCUGUAAGGAGCACGACUGUGGUGUAGGAAUGCUCUAUGACGAGAUGCUUGAGCGUGACGACGUGGACGUGCUGUACAUCCCCUUGCCCACCGGCUUGCGAAAUGAACGCAUAGCACAGGCGAUCUCGCGAGGAAAGCAUAUCUACUCUGAGAAGCCCAUGGGGGGUACUGCAGCUGAGCUUGCAGAGCUCACCAAGCUUUGUGAAGAGAAAGGGCUUCAGUGGAUGGAUGGCACCAUGUGGUAUCAUUCCAUAAGGACGAAGGAGAUUGAGAAGAAGCUGCGAAAUGGCGAUCUUGGCCAGGUGCUGCGCGUCUCUGCCUCCUUCACCUUCAUGGCUCCGGACGAAGCCUGGCUUCAGGGAGGCAAUGGCCGCACGGAUAAGUCCAGGGAGCCCAUGGGUUGCCUGGGAGACCAAGGCUGGUAUCCUCUCUCUGCCAUUCUUUGGGCCUUCGGAUGGAUAAUGCCCGAGAAGGUGAUGUGUACCCACGUCACAAUGAACAAGGUCGACACCAUUGUACACUGUGCAGGCACCUUGUGGUUCCCUGGCAAUAGGUCUGCAGUCUUCGAUUGCGGGUGCACCGCCCCCCAUCGCAGUCAGUACGAGAUCAUCUGUGAGAAAGGCACCGUGAGAGUGGAUGACCUCGUCGGUGGCCAGCAGCGCACCGGGAACUUCGCAGCCUACGAGGUGCCCUUUGUCGGCAGUUCGGAGUAUGUGCAGGGCGAUGUCAUGGGCAAGGACGAGGUCAUGCGUGCGGAAGCCUGCGAUCAUGUGAAUCUGCUGGUGGAUGAUUUGGCGAAUUGCAUUCGGGCAAUCAAAGCCGGUGGGAAACCUGAUCCAGACUGGCCACACCGAUCCCUUGCGGUCCACAAGGUCAUGUCAGCUGUCUUUGAAUCUGCGCAGAAGGGUGGAGCAGCUGUUGAAAUUGUAAGCUAG